AUGAAAUUACGAUGGAGAAAUCUCUCAGAGGAUCUUGUUUUCGAAAUACUCACGAGAUUGCCCGCAAAGUCUAUAGCAACAUGUCCUUGCGUAUCGAAGCUAUGGGCGUCCAUAAUUCGCCGUCCAGAUUUCACGGAGUUGUUCUUUACCAGAUCUUAUGCUCGCCCGCAGCUAUUGUUCGCGUGCAAAAAUGACAGUGACAGUGAGUUGUUUUUCUUUACGUCACCUCAGCUUCAAAACCCGGAUAUGAAUCUGUCUCUUAUAGCUGCCAAGUAUCAUAUGAAUCUCCCCUUGGAUGGUUCCUUUAGAACUUGUUUUCCUGUGCCUCAUGUCCAUGGCUUAGUCUGUGUUACAUAUAAGCGGAUUGUAAAGGAAAGGAAAGAAACAGUGCGUGUGAUUUGUAACCCUAGUACAGGAGAAUAUUAA
Messenger RNA from Microthlaspi erraticum, 426 nucleotides. NCBI's taxonomy places the organism in Eukaryota, Viridiplantae, Streptophyta, Magnoliopsida, Brassicales, Brassicaceae. The record is from the annotation of a GenBank genome assembly.